This is a messenger RNA of Panicum virgatum (switchgrass), 4793 nucleotides long. RefSeq names its product disease resistance protein Pik-2-like. Bases 285 to 4295 code for a protein of 1336 amino acids. NCBI's taxonomy places the organism in Eukaryota, Viridiplantae, Streptophyta, Magnoliopsida, Poales, Poaceae. Gene Ontology annotation, biological process: regulation of DNA-templated transcription. The transcript has 10 exons. The record is from RefSeq and is a predicted model, not a curated record. Gene Ontology annotation, molecular function: protein binding; ADP binding.
CUUGGCUGUUGGCUCGUCGUCCUCAUACAGUCAUCCUCAUCCACUGGCAGUCCACUCCGUGUUCGCAGAGACCGACCCCUUCCCCUCCCCUACCAGCUAGCUCUGGAUCUGGACGGAGACCCAGGAGCACUUUCCCCACUGGCUCACUGUGGAUCAUCCUCCGGCUAAGAACUGGUGGCAGACUUAGGUUACCAAAUACAGAUAGAUCAUCCACACACUUACUACCAAGUACCAACAAGCUGCUGUGAGUGCAGGAGACACCUCCUGAACUUGCUGCUUGCAGCAUGGAGCUGGUGACGGGUGCGAUGGGGAGCCUGCUUCCCAAGCUGGGGGAGCUGCUCAAGGAGGAGUACGGCCUGCAGAAGGGCGUGAGGAAGAAGAUCCAGUCCCUCUCCCGGGAGCUCGAGGCCGCGCACGCCGUCCUCCGCAAGAUCGGCGACGUGCCACCGGAGGAGCUCGACGAGCUGGUCAGGCUCUGGGCGCGCGAUGUCAGGGAGGCAUCCUACGACAUGGAGGACAUCGUCGACACGUUCCUGGUGCGCGUCGAUGACGGCACCGAUUCUGCCGACGCACACAGGCUCAGGCGCCUCCGCAAGAAGGUGGGCGGCCUCUUCAAGAAGAGCAAGGCUCGCCGAAAGAUCUCUUGCCUGAUCCAGGACAUCACCCAGAAGCUCGAGGAGGUGGCAGCAAGGCGUGGCAGGUACACGGCUGACAGCAUCGUCGCUAAGCCUGCAGCUGCCACGACCAUCGAUCCUCGAAUUCUUAAUCUGUACAAACGGGCAACACAGCUUGUUGGCAUGGAGGGGCCAAAGGAUGAGCUCAUAAGCAUGCUGUCCCUAGGAGAUGAUGUUGAUGUGCCCGAUAAGAAGAUGAAGAUUGUUUCUGUCGUUGGAUUCGGAGGAUUGGGCAAGACCACCCUUGCCAAAGCUGUCUACGACCACAUUAAACUGCAUUUUGAGCGUGGCGCAUUUGUUCCAGUGGGUCGAAACCCUGACGUGAAGAAAGUUCUUAGAGACAUUCUAAUUGAUCUUGAUAAGGGGAAGUAUGCCAAUUCAGAUUUGAUGGUGUUGGAUGAAAAGCAGCUAAUUGAUGAACUUGAGGAGUUCGUCAAGGAAAAGAGGUGCUUCAUUGUUAUUGAUGACAUAUGGGACAAGGAAUCAUGGAAUUUAAUCAGAUGUGCACUUCAAGAUAGUAAUUGUGGAAGUAGAGUAGUGGUGACUACUCGAAUUUCUGAAGUGGCUGCACAUGCAGACGAAGUUUACAAAAUACAACCACUUUCUAGUGAGAACUCUGAAAAAUUAUUGUAUGAAAGAAUAGCUGAUGGUAAAGGGAAGUGUUUUGAUAGUCCAUCUGUUGAGGCAUGUGAAAGAAUUUUAAAGAAAUGUGGUGGUGUGCCAUUAGCAAUCAUUACAAUAGCCAGUUUGUUAGCCAGUAAACCAUGGGAGGACUGGUCUGAGGUCUACAACUCUAUUGGUUUUGGGCAUGGAGGCAACGAUGAGGUAGAAAAUACUAGAAAGAUAUUGUUGUUUAGCUAUUAUGAUCUGCCAUCACAUCUAAAGCCUUGCUUAUUAUACCUAAGCAUAUUUUCAGAAGAUCAAGGGAUAGAGAUAUAUAGUUUGAUAUGGAAGUGGAUAGCUGAAGGUUUCGUCCAUGAGGAACAAGCAGCAGGCAUCGGAUUAUAUGAGCUCGGUGAGAGGUACUUCAAUGAGUUGAUAAACAGAAGCAUGAUCCAACCAGUGGAGAUGUAUGUUAAAGGGUAUGUAGAGGGUUGCCGUCUUCACGAUAUGGUUUUUGAUUUGGUCCGUUCAUUAUCGAGCCAAGAAAAUUUUGUCACUGUAUUGGACGGUGAUGACGAGCGACUGAAACUUCCGGGAAGCAUUGCUCGCAGGCUAGUCUUGCAGCGUAUCAAAGAGCACAGCGGCGGUCAACUACUAGCUAAUAUCGCUGUGGAUAAAGUCAGAUCUUUUAUUGCCAGUGAGUGCAAUUUUAGCUCGUCAGCAUCAUGCCCACGCACUCCAGUUUUGCGUGUAUUAGAUAUGCAAAAUUGUUAUACUGCAGAAAAGAUACACGAAGGUAUGCUGGAGCGUCUUGGGAGUUUACUUCACCUGAGGUACCUCCGUCUAGGAGCACCAUCAACUUCAGUUAGUAAUAUCGAACUGCCUAGGGAAGUGAGAUAUCUCAAGUUUCUGCAGACACUGGAUUUGUGGGAAUUCGGCAUAAAUGAGCUGCCCGAGGAGGUGGGACUGCUGACACAACUGGUUUGCCUACGUCUUAAUUUAGAAACAAGGGUUCCCGCUGGUUUGAUCGGUAAAUUGACCUUGUUGCAAGAGCUGGUAUGGUUUCCUACUAAUGUUGAUGCUAAUGUUGCUAGAACAAUGCAGUUUGUGAAGGAGCUGGGCAUGCUUAGGGAACUGGGGGUUCUCUGGACUCAGAUUAAUGUUACGAGCGAGAGCAUGGAGAGAGCUUUGCUGGAGUCCCUAGGAAAUCUGCACAAUAUUCGAAUGAUGCAUAUUAACGGCUCAACGCCACAAAAUGGUAACAGCGCGACGAGUCAUGAAGGAUUCAUCACCUGUCGUCAUCUCCAAUAUCUGCAUUUGAACUGCUUCGUGUUCUCUAGACUGCCUAAGUGGAUAAAGUCAUCGCUUGCUCCAAACCUCUCCUAUCUGUAUGUACGAGUGCAAGUUGUCAAAGGGCAGGACAUAGAAACCCUUGCGAGGUUGCCAGAGCUCCGUAGCCUCACACUGAAAUCGUGUGACGAAACCGAAAUAGUUAAUAUAAAGAUUCCCUGCACGUCUCAAGAUGUUGGCUACUACUUUCGGAAGUUGAGAAUCUUGAAAAUACACGGUGCACCAAUCUGGUUUGAUCUGGGUGGCUGUGACUGCCACACUAGUGUAGUAGCACCUGCUACCAUGCCAAGUCUUGAAUCCCUUGAGUUUAAAGUCUGUGUGCGGCUCUUAAAAGAUGCGGCCCUGCAUAGUUUUGACAAGUUGCUUGGUUUCGAGAGCCUCGGAAGAACAUCGCUCCAAGUAGUCACCGUGACAGUGAACUGUAAAGGUGCUCGUAUUUUGGACGUGGAUGAUGUGGAGGAUGCGUUGGAGCGCACGGCCGCCGUCCAUCCCAAACGUCCCAAUCUUCGAACAACAUGGCAGGAAGAAGAAAUGCUCUCACCCUACCAAGAGGCACGUAUGGAUGUCAGCAGAACCCCUGACUUCGUAAUGAAGGCAUGGAAGUCGGCGGACAUCAUUGACUCUGGACAUAUUCGAGCACUGCGUAUUCUACAAGAUCCAGAAGCAUCUUCCACCAAAGUUCUCCGUCUUCUGUAUGCAAUUAAGGGGAAAUGCCUUUUGACACUCAGCUCCAAUGCUAUUCUUAAGCUGUGGAAAUGGGGGCCCAGUGAAAAAAAUUCUCGUGGCAAGCCCGCCACAUCUGUUCCACCUCUACUAUGGCAACCCGAAGAAGGCAUUCUAAUGAAAAAUGACACUACCGAAGCCAACCCAAGGGAAGCAGCUGGCUGCAUUGCCCUAUGCAAAAAUGAGUGGCGUAUAAUUUCUUCAUCAGGUGGUAAAGUCUCACUGUUCAAUGCAAAUAAAUUCAAGGUCAUUACCACUUUCAUGGCACCUCCACCUUCCACAACUUUCCUUACAGUCCACCCACAAGACGAUAACAUCAUUGCUAUUGGAAUGGAGGACUCUUCAAUUCAAAUCUAUGAUACCAACAAUAAUGAGGUUCAAAGGGUGCUCAUGGGCCAUCAGAAAAAAGUAACUGGACUGACAUUCUCGCAAUCGAAGAAUGUGCUUGUAUCUUCAGGUGCUGAUGCUCAGCUAUGUAUUUGGAGCACAGACAACUGGGAGAACAAGAAAUCAAGAUACAUCCGACCUCCAUCCAGUGGUUCAGCUUUAGUUGGUGAUAUAAUGGUGCAGUUUCACUACAACCAGACACAUCUUUUAGUAGUUCAUGAGAGCCAGCUGGCGAUCUACGACGGGAAGCUUGAAUGCCUACACUCGUGGUCCCCAAGAGAUGCACUCCCUUCUCCAAUUUCAAGAGCAGUAUACUCAUCUGAUGGCCUCAUGGUCUAUGCUGGAUUUUGCGAUGGAGCAAUUGGAAUAUUCGAGGCGGAAUCUCUUAGGUUACAAUGCAGGAUUGCACCUUCUGCCUACAUACCUUCUUCAGUACCUAGCGGUGAUGAAACUGUUUAUCCCAUGGAUGUUGCUGCGAAUCCCUGGUAUCCUAACCAGAUCGCAGUAGGCAUGAGCGAUGGUGCCAUUCAUGUGCUGGAGCCAUUAUUGGAAGAUUGAUUAACUGAUGCGGUGACCUGGUCAGCAGUGCCCACUCUGUUCAGCUGGCUGUGGCCGGUGGCUAGUGCUGAUUUGUUGUGAAAGAAAAGAACUGGUGGCUGGCGCUGCCUUAGUGCGAGAGAAAAAUAUUGUUGGCUGGUUGGCUAACCAACCAGUGAUCUGGUUGUGCUGGAAGCUGGAUGGCAACAUAUAUAUGUUCUCAGGCUAUGAUUACGUACAUAUUUAGUUAAUAAUUAAUUGGUUUGUUUGUUAGAUAUUCAGUCAAAUAAGUGGAUGCCACCACCGGCUAGUGCCAUGUCUGCAUGGCUGGCCGCGUGGCUCGAUCCAUGGUCAUCAGGGGCUGCCGCCAACGAUGAUGACGCGGCAACCGCAUGGGCUACACGACGAUGGAGGCCGGAGGCCGGCUUAUCAUUAGUCAGACCUAUAUCUGUCUAUGUUGCUUGCAAAUUAAAGAAAUCAUGCAUGUUGGCAAAUAAACGUCUAGGAGGAUUUGCUUGA